This is a messenger RNA of Spodoptera litura, 1611 nucleotides long. Its product is annotated as bile salt-activated lipase-like. The record is from RefSeq and is a predicted model, not a curated record. Lineage: Eukaryota; Metazoa; Arthropoda; Insecta; Lepidoptera; Noctuidae.
CCAUGUGGUCUAUUGUGUGGUUGAUUUCGCUAUGUGGUCUAGCCUAUGGAGCAUCCAGACUUGAUCCUCUAGUGUCCACUAAAGGAGGUCUGAUUAGAGGACUCCAGUUUGGUGAUGGAUAUGCCAAGUUUUUAGGAGUGCCAUAUGGUGUUGUUGAUCCCAAUAAUCCUUUUGGGCCGUCAGUACCACAUCAAGGCUUCGAAAAUACAUUUGAAGCAUACGAAUCAAAAUCGUGUCCACACACACAGUUCAACAGCAAUGCCGCUGUCGGUACUAUCGACUGCCUCACUGUCGACAUCUACGUGCCAAGCACUGCUAAUUCACGGAACCCAUUACCUGUCAUGGUAUGGAUACAUGGUGGAGCUUUCAUCGGAGGUAGCAAUGGAGAUGAAGCCAACGAACCAGUGUCACUACUCAAACACGAUGUUAUCGUAGUAGCUGUGAACUACAGACUUGGUAUCUACGGCUUUAUGUGCCUCGAUAUACCUGAAGUACCUGGCAACCAAGGACUCAAAGACCAAACACUAGCUCUCAGAUGGGUGCGUGACAAUAUAGCUGCGUUUGGAGGAGAUGAAAACAAAAUCACUAUAUUUGGUGAAAGUGCCGGUGGUAUGUCCGUUAACAUGCACUUGUUUUCUCUUAAUGAAAAACUGUUUGAUCAAGCUAUUAUACAAAGUGGUCCAGCUCUAAGUUACUGGAUGAUGGUAGAAUCAAAUAAUACUAUACCUUCAAGGCUAGCUGAGGAACUAGGUUUUGUUACUUCUGAUAUAAAUGAAGCUCUUAGAUAUCUUGCUACUGUUGACCCACAUUUGCUAGUCCAAGUAGCUAAAGACUUGAAAAUUUCUAGUGGAUCUGGCAAUGAUCAACCUCUAACAAAACCAUGCGUUGAGAAAGAAUUUGAAGGAGUAGAUAACUUUAUCACAGAGCAUCCCAUGAAUACGAAAUCAACUAAAGUAAGUAGGAUGCCUAUUAUCAUUGGGAACACUGCAAGGGAAUUCUUCUUCCAGUACGCUUAUCAAGAUGAGAAAUUUUUCGAAUCUUUCGAUAUAAAAACUUUAUUUGAAAUGGGAUUCAAUGUAGACAGUGAUUUUGAAAAAGCCAUAGAUGACGUGAAACAUUUUUAUCUUGGGGAUGAGAAAAUACAACAGAAGGUUGUUGAAGAACUUAUUGAUUUUGGAACUGACUUAAUUUUUGGUCAUUCAACACAGAGAAUGGCUGAGAAGCUCUUAGAAAGUGGUGCUGACAAAGUGUACCGAUUUAUAUUCUCAUAUGGUGAAGCAAGUCAUGGAGAUGAAAUCAGGUAUUUGUUUGACUCGACGAUGGGGAAAUCAGAAAAUGAACCGGACUCUGAAAAGGCGUCAGUUAAAACACGACUUACUACCCUAUGGACGAAUUUCGCAAAGUAUGGAAAUCCAACACCAACCUCCACAGACCUGCUACCCUUCACCUGGGCUCCAAUCACGAAGACAUCACAACCGUACCUAGACAUGGAUACAGAAUUUACCAUCAAGAGCAGACCAGCUCAUGACAGAAUGGCAUUCUGGGACAUAUUCUACAAACUCUAUGGACAACACCAGAAAUGGUACAAAGAGCAAUAAAGAAUAAACUAAC